Acromyrmex echinatior (Panamanian leafcutter ant) is the source of this 1084-nucleotide messenger RNA. It is a transcript of the gene Atg8a, whose product is annotated as GABA type A receptor-associated protein autophagy-related 8a. Lineage: Eukaryota; Metazoa; Arthropoda; Insecta; Hymenoptera; Formicidae. The record is from RefSeq and is a predicted model, not a curated record.
GCAACGUCGUCGCCGUCGUCGUUGUGUCGCGCGACCCGCUCACAAACGAGGGACAAUGAAGUUCCAGUACAAAGAGGAACAUCCGUUCGAGAAGAGGAAGGCCGAGGGCGAGAAGAUCCGACGGAAAUAUCCCGAUCGGGUGCCCGUGAUAGUCGAAAAGGCACCUAAAGCAAAGAUCAGUGAUCUGGACAAGCAAAAGUAUUUGGUACCUUCUGAUUUGACUGUCGGUCAAUUUUAUUUUUUAAUUCGUAAGAGGAUUCAUUUACGUCCUGAAGAUGCCCUGUUCUUCUUCGUAAACAACAUCAUUCCUCCAACAAGCGCUACCAUGGGUUCUCUUUAUGCGGAACAUCACGAAGAAGAUUUCUUCCUAUACAUAGCGUAUAGCGAUGAAAAUGUAUACGGUCACUAAACCUCGCAGGAUGAGCAAAUUGCCAAAACAGCAAGGGAUUCAACAACAAAAAUCUACCAUCUACCAACGUAGUCCUCAUAGAGACGCUUUCGAAAACCGAGCAUACAAAAUUACAUCUAUUGAUAUACUUUGUGCGAAAUUUUGUCUUGAUAUUGCAUAUUCGCUUCCAUAAAUCUACCAUAUUCUUGGAUGAUAAAAAAAGAUGCUUGUCGGUUCCAUUCUUUUUGUUCUGCUAUCUAAGAGGGCUUAGUUUAUCGUAUUAUGUAAGAACUAAUUUGUGCAAAUUUAUGUGAUCAUGUAAUAUCUAGCCUGGCCACCUAUAAAAAACAAAAAUAAGAAAAAACCAAAAAAAAAAAUUUGCAUUGCCAUCAUCGUUAACAUUCUCACACAUUCUGUUCUUCAUUGCACAUUACAAUCAUAAUGGUUUUUUUCUUUUUUUUUUUAGACUAGCACCUAUAUCGUGCUGUAUCAUUAUAAAUUUAAAGUAUGGUAUAGAUGGCGGGAAUUCAUUAUAUACGUGAUAUCAUUUUCAAUAAUAUAAUAGAUUAAUGUUGUAUUAUACAUAAUUUUGAUGUUAUUUAAUUAAAAGAACGAAGAAAAAUUGUUGGAUAUGCGAGCGAGAAAAAUUUUCUGUAAUCUUGAAAAUGUAAGGCCAAUAAAAAAAAGUUAAAAACG